Messenger RNA from Nakaseomyces glabratus, 1602 nucleotides. RefSeq names its product E3 ubiquitin-protein ligase PRP19 (gene PRP19). NCBI's taxonomy places the organism in Eukaryota, Fungi, Ascomycota, Saccharomycetes, Saccharomycetales, Saccharomycetaceae. Gene Ontology annotation, biological process: protein ubiquitination; DNA repair; mRNA splicing, via spliceosome. Gene Ontology annotation, cellular component: U2-type catalytic step 1 spliceosome; cytoplasm; Prp19 complex. The record is from RefSeq and is a predicted model, not a curated record. Gene Ontology annotation, molecular function: ubiquitin protein ligase activity.
AUGUACUGUGCGAUCAGUGGGAAGGUACCGAAGGAGCCUGUGCUGUCGCUGGAGUCGCGGUGUGUGUAUGAGAGGCGGCUGGUGGAGGAGUAUGUCCGGCAGCAUGGGACGGACCCGGUGAACGGCAGACCCCUGGCGGUGGAGCAACUGGUGGAGAUCAAUGUGGACCCAGAGUCCAUGACGCUGGUGAAUGCUGCGAACAGCGCGACGCUGAACUCUAACUACAGCAUACCCAGCUUGCUGUCCACGCUGCAGAACGAGUGGGACGCGGUCAUGCUGGAGAACUUCGAGCUGCGGAAGGCGGUGGAGUCCCUGAAGAAGAAGCUGUCCACUACCUUAUAUGAGCGCGACGCCGCGAAGAAAGUGGCACUGAAGGCGAUAAGCCAGAAAAGGAAGCUGCAGAGCGAAGUGGACAGGCUCGCAACGGAGGUCACUUUGGUUGAGACAACAGGCAAUGACGACGCGCCUAGCAAGAAACGGAAAAUGGACACUGAGCCAAGCCAUGCCGAACUGGCUGUGCCAGACUCUAACUUCUCAGAUGAGCUACUUGCAAGCUCAGUGGCAUACUUGAAAGAGACAAAGCCUCUAUUGAAACAAAGUAAUAUCUCAAAGGACUCGGAGAUUGUAUUCGACAAAUUGGACAAAAUCGCUAUAAACAAUAAGUCAAUGACCUUCACUUCUCUACUUGCAGAAAACAAGUCGAAAUCUCUGGCCUUGAUACACGAUAAAUCGAUAAGUCAUAUAAAGGACCCUAAAAAUACAACUAUGAUAGAUAUGUCCGAACAGUUAGCAACCGGUGAUGAUUUAGAAUUGGUAGUACCUACCACAGGAGAGGAUAUACUUGUUAAGACAACAAAUAACAGAAUUAUGGUUCUUAAUACUAAAACAAAGCAAGCUCAGCAAAUUGAGCUUGGUGGUUCUGAACUUGGAAACUUAUUAUACCUAUAUAGUCACGAGAACGUUAAGCCAGAAUACUGUGUGUGGGCGGAUGAUAAAGGUAAUAUAGGGUAUGUAUCAAAAGAUGGGAAAACUGAUGUCAGAGUGAGGCAAACAGAAAACUCAGAUGAUAUGCAUUAUGACAAGGUUGAUCUACACAAAGAUGGUAUUCUGAUCGCACUUGCUAGAAGUAGUUGUGUUGAAAUUUUAAACCUUUGCCAGCCUGAUGAUCCUCCCAUCAAGUUUGAGAUUGGAUCAGAACUGCCCAAUGAUGCAAAAGCCAUAACCAACGUAAAAUUCUGUCCUAAUGGGUUCUACUUUAUUGUAGAAUUAGAUGGGGAUGUACUGUACACAUUUGAUCUUCGAAAGUCGCCACCGACAUUGUCUUCCAAUCCAUUGCCUAUAAAUGGUGGUUGUUGGGACUUUGAUAUAACGGGAAGGUUUUUAUUGCUGAACAAGUCGUUGGACUCAAACAGAAUUGAAUUCCAAUUUCAUCAAUAUGACAAAACUGCAAAUUCAUGGAAGGCUGUUCAAACCAGAGAAGUUGUGCUGGGAGAUAAUAGCUCAUUCAACUCUGCCAAAUCCAUGUGGUUAUUGUCUCAUGAAGAUACUAGUUUUAUACUUUUAUAUAGCGAUGACAACCUCCUGACUUUUGACUUAAAAUAG